CAAACCCGGAAGUCAGCAACGCACUAGGUCGCGUGUGUUGCUUCACGAUUGAUUUAUCAGUGCUUUGUUGACCUGUAGGUAGUUUUACUGAGUUGUUUCAAAAGAGAAACGUGCGUGUGAAGUUGUUUUCAGGAAAUAUUUGCAAAAAUUUGUUUGGGUCCACCUGGAUGUUGAGUGUUCGGACUCUGUUCGGGAUCGGCUUCCUGGUGACCCAGCUCCUUGCUCGGUCAGGGACAUGUCCGCUGGCCACUGCAGCUAACAUCCACAAGACAGACUGUUUUAAUAGCAGACCUGCAUCCACCAUGGCACAGACCAUCAAAUAUCUCGGGCAGGAGGAGGCCCAGCACAUUGAUGAGGAGCUCUUCAGUGAGUAUGGCUUCAGCGUGGACCAGCUGAUGGAGCUGGCUGGACUCAGUUGUGCCACAGCCAUCACUCGGGCAUAUCCCAUCACUUCCCUGGUCAAGGGCAGACCUUCUCUCCUGGUGAUUUGUGGACCAGGGAACAACGGAGGCGAUGGCCUGGUCUGUGCCAGACAUCUUAAACUCUUUGGCUACGAGCCCACCAUCCUGUACCCGAAGAGGCCCAACAAACCUCUGUUCCAGGGCCUGACCACACAGUGCCAGAAAAUGGAGAUUCCCUUCCUAACUGAGAUGCCUGAGGCUGAAGUGAUUGAGGAAGCUUACAACCUGGUGAUAGAUGCCAUCUUCGGCUUUAGCUUCAAGGGGGCCGUGCGAGAGCCUUUCGAUUCCAUCCUAGAUGUGCUGAAGAAGACCACAGUCCCCAUAGCCAGCGUCGACAUCCCCUCAGGUUGGGAUGUGGAGCAGGGCAGUGCAGAUGGACUCCAGCCUGACAUGCUCAUUUCACUCACUGCUCCAAAGAAAUCAGCCUUGUUGUUCAGAGGACGGUACCACUUCCUAGGAGGCCGCUUUGUGCCGCCUGGCCUAGAGAGGAAGUACCAGCUCAACCUGCCUCAGUAUCCUGGCACAGACUGUGUGUUACAGCUGUAGGGAAUGUAGGCGUCAGUGAGUCUGGGAAGAUUGUGGUCUUUAAAGGAAUAGUUCAACAUUUUGGAAUGUCAGAAUUUUCUGAGGUAAGUGAGAAAAUUAGUAGCACUUUAAUUUUCAUCUGUUGAGCAUGGAGCUUCAGCUGAGCGCCCAGUCUUCAUAGCUUAGUUUAGGACUGGACACGGGGAGCUGCUAGCCUCACUGUCUCCAAAAUUUAAAAAUACAGGUACCUGCACCUCUGAAGCUCCCUAAUGAGAAUGUGUCAUUAGUAGCAUCUGUACACAAACAUAGAUUUAAAAACUAGUUAUGGCUUUUCAGGGGAGUUAUGUGUUAUAACUGUUGUUGAAAACCGUUCAAGUCCCUUGGCUUUCCAAAGUCUUGUCAUCACAUGAGGCCACCAGGUAUUAUCAUUCAUUUUGUCACUGACUGUAUGUGGCAGCUGGCGCUAAAGUUGGAGACAAUGCACAGAAAUACUGUAAGGAUGGAUGAACUGUUUUACAUUGAGAAAUAAUUACAGCCUGUAACACCCUCUAAAACCACACAUUCAUCUUGUUUUCUCUCUGUAAAUGUAAUAAAGAUUAGAAGCAAGGGAAAUGGCUAGCUAGUAUCUCUGUGCUGGUUAUCUUGAAGCUAAGCGAACAACGUAGCAUAUCUAGUGUGUUCAUAUCUAGUGUCUCAGUCUUCUCGUCUAGCCUGGAACAAAAUCAAUCAAGUGUAUUUCCCCAAAUGCUGAGCUAUUCCUUUAAAUCUGGGACUUUGAUUGGUUCAGAUUGAGUGGAUGGUUAAGGCUAUGCUGUAACUCUAAUAACCUGUUAUAACAGAGCUUUAUUAGCUCUCUGGAAGAGUUUUAUUCAUAUGAAAGCACAUGGUGGUUGCCACAGUUGCAUGAUAAAAACAUAAAUGAUUAAAAAUGACUAUGAAUUGUUAUUUCUGUAACAACAGCUACCCCUUUAAACUUUCAAAUAUUAAUCUGACAAACCAGCAG
Monopterus albus (swamp eel) is the source of this 1989-nucleotide messenger RNA. It is a transcript of the gene naxe, whose product is annotated as NAD(P)HX epimerase. Gene Ontology annotation, molecular function: NAD(P)HX epimerase activity. The record is from RefSeq and is a predicted model, not a curated record. Lineage: Eukaryota; Metazoa; Chordata; Actinopteri; Synbranchiformes; Synbranchidae. Gene Ontology annotation, cellular component: mitochondrion.